This is a messenger RNA of Papaver somniferum (opium poppy), 573 nucleotides long. Its product is annotated as probable carboxylesterase 4, mitochondrial. NCBI's taxonomy places the organism in Eukaryota, Viridiplantae, Streptophyta, Magnoliopsida, Ranunculales, Papaveraceae. The record is from RefSeq and is a predicted model, not a curated record. The transcript has a single exon. Gene Ontology annotation, molecular function: hydrolase activity. Bases 1 to 573 code for a protein of 190 amino acids.
AUGGAGAAGAAUGAAAUUGUUUAUGAAUAUAAACCAUUUUAUAGGGUUUACAAAGAUGGUCGAAAAGAGAGGAUUUUUGUCAGAAAAUCUAUUCCACCUUCCAUGGAAGACCCAAAAACAGGUGUUUCAUCAAAAGAUGUUAUAGUUACACAUGAAACUGGUGUGCCUUCAAGAAUCUAUCUCCCUAAAUUAACCCAACAACAAGAACAGCUCAAUAAAAGGUUUCCACUUCUCCUUUACUUCCAUGGAGGAGCUUUUUGUGCUCAGAGUCCCGCAUCUCCAAUUUACCAUAACUAUGUUAGUUCUUUAGUUGCCGAGGCCAAUGUGGUGGCGGUAUCCGUAGGUUUUAGACUAGUGCCUGAACACCAUCUUCCUGUUGCCUAUGAUGAUUCCUGGGGAGCCAUAGAGUGGGUACUUUCUCACUCUACAGGACACGGUUCUGAGAGCUGGUUGAACAACUAUGUCGACUACAACCGAGUUUUCAUGGCUGGCGAUAGCUCGGGUGCUAACAUUUCACACAACAUGGCUAUGCGGCUGGCUCGAACUCAUCAAGAAAAACAAGUGUUGUUUUGA